This is a messenger RNA of Darwinula stevensoni, 543 nucleotides long. The record is from the annotation of a GenBank genome assembly. Lineage: Eukaryota; Metazoa; Arthropoda; Ostracoda; Podocopida; Darwinulidae.
AUGGGGCCUGGAGGGAUGGACUCCAGUGACCCCUGGCCGGUGAUCCUCGGCCCCCCGCCGAUGGAGCCCCUCCCUUACCUGCCGUACCUGACACCGUGCUUGGGCUGGCCCGCCCUCCUCCACAAUAGGUCGGGCUCGCGGCUGACCUUCACGUCGCCGGCAUGCACCGUCGUCUCCCCCGUCGUCUGCCACGCGCUGCCCAUCUCCAGCCCGCCCGUCUCCGCCUUUCACGUCCCGCCGCCCGUCAAAGUGAGCCGUGAACUCACGGAAGAAGCAGAGAGCAGGGACGAGCCAGAGAGCGUGGAGACGACGCGGGACGGAUCGGAGGUCCCCAGCCGCCACUUCUUCUCCUGUCCCCACUGCAACUACCGGACCGAUCGGAAGAACAAUCUCCGUCGUCAUGUGGCCACCAUGCAUCAUUCCACGCCGGGUAAAUUCCCCUUGAAAAAAUCCGACAUCGAAGUGGGACGUGGGUCGACAACGCACGCAUUAACGCGUGUCGCCGUUGAUAAAAUGGCAACGCUGCGGGUUAACACAUGCUAG